GCGUUGACCCGUUGUACCGCGAUAUAGGUCUAGUCGCCUGGGUGGCGCAUUGAUGGACAUAACUGGUUCUCGUCGUUUCAACGAGUUAACUUCUGUUGAUUGAACAUCGCAAUCUACUCUCCAGAAGAGACAUUUUUUAAAAUUUUACUGCAAGUCGAUAAAGAUGUUGCUGGUGAAAGUGAGUUUCGUUUUGGCGAUCAGUUCUGCGUUUUUGGUACUGUGGGGUUGGUGUGACUGCGUGCCCAAAUGCUGCCCGUCAAAGUGGCUCUUUUGGCGCCGAUCUUGCUACCGUCUCAUCUCGCCUGCUAGCUGGGAAGCCUCCCGGUCAACUUGCGAUGAGAUGGGUGGGUUGAUUGCCGCUCCCCAUUCGCACGAGGAGAACGAAUUCAUAGCGAGAAUGGCACAAAUUGAGAAACACAAUUAUCGGUUGUGGAUUGGAUGCAAUGACAGAGAGGCUGAAGGGGAGUGGGUUUGUGAGGGGCAGAAAGGAAAGAAUUCCUUUCUGGAUCAGAACUGGGACUUGGGAGAGCCGAAUUCAGGAUCAUCAGAAAACUGCGCAUUCACAAGGUGGCAAGCAAACGGCAAAUGGCACGACGUGUCGUGUGAUAGGCAACUCCAUGCUGUCUGCGUUCGUGACGCAACGUGCGUCUCUCAGUCCAAGCAUCCCCGUCACUACUGCGUGUCUCUCGAUAACCGUGGCCGUCUCCUCAACUCCACCUGCCUCGUCGGCCGAGUCAUCCGGGGCUUCGUUACCGACAGCUUCGGUGCCUGCGGCUCGGCAUGCGUCGAGGAUGGCGACUGUCGCUCCUUCAAUGUCAGAAAGAAAAACGGAGAGAAAUACUGCCAACUGAACAACUCUACAAGCUCAGAUGAUCGGGAGCAACUGCAAGACGUUGGGGCAUUCUGCGUCUACUCGGAGAUUUGUGAGAACUAGCCUUUGACAAGAACCGAGGAAGCUCGAAACAAGAGAUAGACUUAAAAAUUAAUUCAAGAAACUUGCACUGAACUUUAGAUAUAGAUUUGAACAAUAAUUGUAGACACUUUUUUGCACGUCAU
Patiria miniata (bat star) is the source of this 1056-nucleotide messenger RNA. RefSeq names its product CD209 antigen-like protein E. Lineage: Eukaryota; Metazoa; Echinodermata; Asteroidea; Valvatida; Asterinidae. Bases 164 to 934 code for a protein of 256 amino acids. The record is from RefSeq and is a predicted model, not a curated record. The transcript has a single exon.